This is a messenger RNA of Paramecium octaurelia, 569 nucleotides long. The record is from the annotation of a GenBank genome assembly. Lineage: Eukaryota; Ciliophora; Oligohymenophorea; Peniculida; Parameciidae.
AGAAAAUGGAUAAAUUGUAAUAAUUAAUACAUUAACUUUUCUCUCUUCUGGAUGUGAAUUUCUUCCUCUCAAGGGAAUUUAACAAAAUAUUUACAACCCAUGAUAAUGUAGAACAAAUGGCUUAAGACAAAUAGUACAAAGAAUUAGCAACUAAAUUGAUUGAAUUCAUUUUGUCUAUUCAUAAAUCCAAUUAACAAUCAGUAUUAUAGGAGAAAAUUGCUCAAACCCAUAAAUUACUUAACAACUAUCAAUCUCAAGUGAUACUUUAAUAACAGAAGGAAAUACCACAAUUGAACAAUUAGACAUAAAAAUAACACACAACCGAGAGUUUCAAGAGCAAUUCCAUAACUCCAAGGGACCAACAAGCAAAUAAUAGAAGAACUUCAAAAAAUUAAUCAUUAACUGAUAAACGAUAAUUUUAAUAACAAAUUACCAGUUUAAAAACUCAGAAGGGAAUGCAAAAUAGUGAUUCGUAAUAAAGGUUAUUUGUUGAGCAUAUACCCAAAAUGGGAAGAUCUUUAGUUAAAGAUGAUUAAUAACGAAAUUUUAACAUCAUAACAGGAGUUUGA